Molecule: messenger RNA, 633 nt
Organism: Exophiala aquamarina CBS 119918
Lineage: Eukaryota; Fungi; Ascomycota; Eurotiomycetes; Chaetothyriales; Herpotrichiellaceae
Exons: 2
Coding region: 1-633 (210 amino acids)
Cellular component (GO): nucleus
Source: RefSeq, a predicted model, not a curated record
AUGACUGGACGCGUUGACAAAUCGAUUUCAAAGGUCGGAAGUGAUCUCGAUAUUUCUGUUAAUAGUGAUCUUCCUCGAGCCGUUCCGGAUGGCAAAUAUCCAAUGAACGAGGAGCUAGACAAUGAUGUUGACAGGGCCACCGACAAAGCUGCGCGUGGAGAAACCACAGACGAUGGUACACAUGAAGAUUGCGAAGACGAUGAUCAAGAUUUAGAAACCGACUGUUCUCCCAGCUACGCUCCUGAAAUCCUACAACAGUAUCAUACCAGUAUCGGUGGAUCCGGCGAGAAUGCACUCAAAAAGGCAAAGUCGAAACAAUUAAAGCGUUUCGGAUCCGAGGCAAAGGAGCACCUGGCUCCGGCUGUGAAACGACAGAAAAGAAAAAUCCUUCCUUCAUCCACUCGGCGGGAAGAAUCGGCGUGGGUGCCUAUGAAGGAAGACUGGGAGCCGCAAGUAGUCAGAGUGAAAGCAGUGGAGAGAGAUGAUUCCGGGAAACUGCUCGCCUAUAUACUCUUCAAGAACGGUGAGCAGAUAUGUGUCAGUAUGGAUAAGGUCCAUCGACACUGUCCCCGGCCAAUGCUGAGAUUCUAUGAAGAGCAUCUCAGGUUUGGACUAACGGAUAUGGAAUCUUGA